This is a messenger RNA of Quercus robur (English oak), 771 nucleotides long. RefSeq lists its product as uncharacterized. NCBI's taxonomy places the organism in Eukaryota, Viridiplantae, Streptophyta, Magnoliopsida, Fagales, Fagaceae. The transcript has a single exon. The record is from RefSeq and is a predicted model, not a curated record. The coding region runs from base 1 to 771 and encodes 256 amino acids.
AUGAAAUUCACAGAGAUAAAGCAUUGGAGCCACCCACAACACACUUUGAAACUUGUGCCUGCCAAGGAACCUUACCGUUGCAAUGGCUGCAAAGAAGUUGGAUUUAGACCUUGUUACGAGUGCGAGUACAAAGAGUGCAACUUCCAUCUUCAUGAGGAAUGUGCGGCACUGCAGCGUGAAUCCUCUGACUACCACCCAUUUCUCAAAAAAUGCGACUUCAAACUUGUUGAAAAUGUACAAGGGGAGAGAUAUUGUGAUGCUUGUGGGAAAGAUGUGCUAGGGUUUGUGUACCAAUGUUCGCACACGAAAGCACAUGACCUACACCCAUGUUGUAUGAAGCUUCAACAUACCUUAAAUGGUGGUGAGGUGAGGCUGUACCUCAAAGAAAAGCUCUCAUCAAAAUCAAAGUGCAGAAAAUGUGGAAGAAAGGAAGUACUUAAAGAUUUCAAGGGCUGGUCUUAUGAAUCCAACUGUGGCCAGCAUUGCUAUCAUGUUGCAUGUGUGAAGGACUUAAUCCUUGAUAAUUGGAAGAAGGAUUAUAUUUAUGGACUAAAUGAUGUGGGUCAGACAAGUGACACGGCGUUGCAAAUUAUGGUUCCGAAUAAGGAAGACGCAGUAGAACAAAGUGGAGGAAUAAGCAAGAAUGGAAAGAAGGUUAAUAUAUAUUGGAGGAAGGCUAAAAUUGUUCUCAAGCUUAUUAUUUCAGCCAUCUUUGGAGAUCCAAUUGGGAUAAUUGCUGCAAUAUGUUUUGAAUCGUUAUUUUCAAGUUGA